Molecule: messenger RNA, 1518 nt
Organism: Capsicum annuum
Lineage: Eukaryota; Viridiplantae; Streptophyta; Magnoliopsida; Solanales; Solanaceae
Exons: 2
Coding region: 1-1518 (505 amino acids)
Source: RefSeq, a predicted model, not a curated record
AUGGGAACUGAAGAUAAAACACUGUUUUGUUUCUGUCACUUGGGCUGGAAUACUAAGGUGCUUCCAGAUGGGUCCACUUCAUAUGUGGGAGGUAUUACCUGUCAGGUUAUUGUGAAGACAGGCACAAAGUAUCAUGAUCUUGUGAAUGCAGUUUUCGAGCGACUGUGCAUUGAUCCUUCAAAUAUCAUCUUGCAUUUUACUGUGAAGCUCGAUACGUCUCAACUGAUAGAGCUGAGAGACCAAGAAGAUGUCAAUACUCUGUUGCAAUUUAAUGAUAGUUUUGCUCAUGUUUAUGCAUCGAGUUUGGAGGUGAAGCCUUAUUCUAUGCCGCCAUCUGGUGGCGCGAAAGAAAUUGAUUUUUUUGUUGUAUCUGAUUCAAAACCAGAUGCAACUCCUGCAGGUGAUGAUGAGAAUGUUUUGGGAAGCCCUCUGAAGAAGGCACGGUUCCAGUCAGCUGGAGACAGUAAACCUCAGCAGAAAGAAGCUGUUGGUGAUGAUGGUCAAAAGCAAGCCAGGAAGGUGCAAAACGACAAUUCGAAGAUUGGGACUGUUAACGAACAGGCUUCUGGACAACCAUCAGGGGCUGCAGCAAAAGUUGAAGACAUAGUUUAUUCUGAUUCAGAAACAGAUGCAACUUCUGAUAGUAAUCCUCCGGAGGAUGAAUAUCUUUAUCCUGAUUUCAGUGAUUUUGAUCAGCUUAGAGCAGAAAAUUGCUUUGCAAAUGACCAGAUAUGGGCUUGCUAUGAUGCGGAUGAUGAAAUGCCGAGGUGCUACGCCCUCAUUAAGAAUGUAUCCCGUCCUGAAUUUAAGAUAAAGCUCAGAUGGCUCGAGCCUAAUCCAGAAUACCCAAGGGAGCAAGCGUGGGUAAGGGGACUCUUGCCUGUUGGCACGGGUAAAUUUAAAUGUGGGAGAGCUGGUUCUAUUGAAUAUACUUCAGUUCUCCGUCUAUUUUCUCAUCAAGUGUCGUAUCUAAAGGGCAGGAAAGGUCCAUACUUGAUAUAUCCUAGGAAAGGUGAAAUAUGGGCCCUCUUCAAAGAUUGGAAUAUUGAUUGGAUCGACAGUCCAAGCAAUCAUAGGGAAUACAAGUAUGAAGUUGUGGAGAUUCUUUCUGAUUAUGAAUAUGGUGUUGGUUUUCUAGUUGGUUAUUUAGAUAAAGUGAGCGGAUUUGUUAGCCUUUUCCAGUCCACAAAGCCGACUGUAGUUGAUACAUUUUUUAUAAAGCCAAACGAUUACUUCAGGUUCUCUCAUCGGGCUCCCUCUUUCAAAAUGAACGCAACUGAAGGAGAGGGUGUACCAGAAGGAUCAUUUGAACUUGAUAUUUACGCUCUUCCCAUCAAUCUUGAUGAUAUUUGGUACCCUGGGAAAGUCGAGGAAGACAGCAGCACUGCAGAUUCUGAACCUGUAGAAAACUUUUGGUCUGCUGUUCCCCCUGGAACUAGAGAUGUGUCCAGGACACCCGAUGAUGCAACGACACCACUGGGGUCUGGGAACUUGAGAGGCAUCCAUGCUUACCGAUGA